AUGCUCUCAAUAUUACGCAAAGCAAGACUAAAGGAUAAAGAAAUGAGAAUUCUUAUGCUUGGGUUAGACAAUGCUGGCAAAACCACAAUUGUGAAACAGAUUAUGAAUGAAGACAUUACGACUGUUAGUCCGACGUUGGGAUUUAUUAUCAAAACUAUUGAUUUUCAAGGAUACAAGUUGAAUAUCUGGGAUGUUGGCGGCCAAAAGACCCUUCGCUCAUAUUGGAGAAAUUACUUUGAGAAGACGGAUGCGUUGAUUUGGGUGGUCGAUGCCACUGAUCGGCUUCGAAUUGAUGAUUGUCGUGAGGAAUUGGCUGGUCUGUUACUGGAGGAACGUUUAAUGGGUGCAAGCCUACUUAUUUUCCUGAACAAGACGGAUGUUGCAGGCUGUAUGACAGAAAAGGAUAUACACGAGGGUCUUCGAUUAGAUGCCAUCAAAACCCACAAGUGGGCUAUAUUUCCCUGCAGUGCCAUGACGGGCAAGAAUCUACAUGAGGGCCUGGAAUGGGUGGUCCAAGAUGCGAAAGAUAGACUCUUUUUGUACUGA
Talaromyces stipitatus ATCC 10500 is the source of this 546-nucleotide messenger RNA. RefSeq names its product ADP-ribosylation factor family protein. The transcript is spliced from 6 exons. NCBI's taxonomy places the organism in Eukaryota, Fungi, Ascomycota, Eurotiomycetes, Eurotiales, Trichocomaceae. Gene Ontology annotation, molecular function: GTPase activity; GTP binding. Gene Ontology annotation, biological process: protein folding. Bases 1 to 546 code for a protein of 181 amino acids. The record is from RefSeq and is a predicted model, not a curated record. Gene Ontology annotation, cellular component: microtubule cytoskeleton; cytoplasm.